Messenger RNA from Mesorhabditis belari, 873 nucleotides. Lineage: Eukaryota; Metazoa; Nematoda; Chromadorea; Rhabditida; Rhabditidae. The record is from the annotation of a GenBank genome assembly.
AUGAUUGGUGUAAAACGAAAGAAGAAACACAGUGCCAUUUCAACAUUCUGGUGGAUAAUCUUGCCGCAAAGCGUUCUACUCCUUGCUCUUGUCAUCUAUUUGAUAUGCGGAGCAUUGACAUUUCGAUGGUUGGAUGAAUCGCUGGCUGAGCAAUCGAUUUGGGAUGUCAUCCUUUUCGAGUACGGAACUCUGGCGACAAUUGGCUGGGGAAACGUCUAUCCAACGACCGAACACGCUCGCGUUUUCGCUUGUUUAUACGCUCUCAUCGGCAUUCCGUUGUUUUUAUUGUACAUAGCUAGCGUUUACAAGUAUGUAACGAAAUUAUAUUGGUAUGUGUUGUAUGGGCUUGGCUUUCCAGUUCGUUGCAAAAUCUCAUCGGAUGCCCGUUUGCCGAUUAAAACGAUUCUUUUCCUAUUUUUGUUCACUUUUGCCGGCGGCUCGUUUUUCAUCAAACAUACGGGAGAUCCAUUCACAAUUGAUGACAUAUAUUUUAGUUUCAUCUCGUUCACGACGGUCGGCUUUGGCGAUACUUCUCCAGUCGUUCAUUCACUUCCCGAAUUGAUCUUAACAAUGAUGUAUUUGACAUGGGGAAUCGUUCUCACAACCGCUCUUUUCCGAAGCCUCAAUGAUUUUCUCAGAAAGGUGCACUACUUGGGUCGUCGCUUCCGCGGUGCUCGAGAUGUGCCCGUGUAUAUUGGGGGGCAAACGAUCACCGUCAGUCAACUCAUGGCCACCGUCGCUCAGGAGUUUGAUGCAUCUCCAAAAGAAAUCCGUACAAUGCUUCAUGAUUUGGACGAUCUUAUCUCAGCGUCAACGAAAAGUAAUGUGCCAUUGAUCCGUGUAAACGAUAUUGAGGAUUUUGAUUGCUAUGAA